AAGUCUUUGUGGUCCAGACUGGAGGUCCGGUUGUUGCUUGGUUCGAGUUCCUUGCAGUUAGCAGCUCCAUGCUAACUUGCUUGAGGGCUCCUGUUGCAGAUCUUCAGGUUCUCCUGUGUCUGCCUGAAGAAGAACAGGUUCUGGAUGAUGAAGAGUAAAGCUGAUGAGGAGGAUUACUGGAACAGCUCCAAGUUUAAAGCCUUCACAUUUGACGAUGAGGAUGAUGAGUUCACUAAGCUGAAGGAGUCCAGGCAGGCUGUGAACAGCAUCUGCGGCCUGGUGGAGGAGGAGGAGGAUGAAGACGAGGUGGAGAAGGUCAGCUGGAGCGGAGAGCCUGUUGGAAGUAUCUCGUGGUCGGUCAGGGAGACGGCGUCCAGCCUGCGAGAGCAGAGCUUCCCCAAGAUCGACACGACGCCGUCGCUGCCCAAGAACAGCUCGGGGUACUCGCUGAGCUCGCUCUUCAAAGGCAAGACCAAAAGCUUCCAGUCCUUCUCUGAGGUGCUCAGCGACUCGUCCGUCAGACUCUAUGCUCCUGAGCUGCGAAAACCCAAAUCUGAAUACAAGGAUUACGUCAGUGAUUGGUCGCCUGAGGAGACUGUCCACAGGAUGCAGCAGGGGAAGGCUGUCUCUCUGGAGAAGUUCCGCUCUCUGCAGGAGAAGCUGCUGCUGCUGGACGAGGCGGUCGGCGUGCACGACGGGAACGUCAUCACCGCUGUUUUAAUCUAUUUAAAGAAGUCUCUCAGUAAAGAGGUUUUGUUUCGGGAGCUGGAGAGCAGACAGACGGCUCUCAGACACUUCAUCCACUACCUGACCGAGAGCAAAGAGCAGAGACUGCUGCUGGAGCUCUACAGGGCUCUGGGCAGGACGGAGGACGAGGCGCUGCUUCAGUAUAAAGAGCACCUGAGGAUCACAGAUGAAAACAAGCGGAGGGACUUCCUGAAGAGCUGUGUCAGCCUGCCCUUUUCCCCAGAGGACGCAGGUCACGUUCAGGACCACUACACCCUGCUGGAGAGGCAGAUCAUCAUCGAGGCAACCGACAGGCAGGCGGAGACUGGCGGGAAAGUGGAAAUCUUCCAGAAGUUUCCCAGACGAGCUUCCAUCCUCAACAUGCCGCUCAUCACCACCUUGUACUACUGCUGCUUCUACCACUACGCCGAGACCGAGGGUACCUACAGCAGUCCAGCCAACAUCCGUCAGACGUUCAGGAUAGCGGAGAAGCAGUACUUUGUGACGGCGCUGGCGGCGCGGGCGAAGCUGAAGGCGUGGCACGACGUGGACGCCUUGUUCACCAGCAGGAACUGGCUGGGCUUCACCAGGAAGAAGUCGCCGCUCAGCUUCAGCAGGGUGGCCGACAUCCUGAGCAAGAACAACGCCCCCGUGCAGGUGCUGCAGGAGUACGUGGGCCUGGUGGACGACGUGGAGCUCAGAGUCGCUCUGGCUCAGAAAUAUAAAUGUCACUUCAUCGUCAUCAGUACGUACCGAGACCUGAAGGACCGGCAGCUGUUGCUAGGAUACCGAGGGAAAGUGGAGCGAGGCUCAGAGGAGGAGAGGAAGAUCGACGAGUUACUCAGCAACCCGCAAAUCCGAUGGAAGAACUGAGGCGAGAGGCAGCUUCACACCGACGCUUCGAUGUCGCCGCUUCAGACCAGAUUAUUGGGCCGCUUGUGUGUGAACCAGCCGGGCGUCUGUCCAAACUCAGGAACAGAUGAUCUCUGCUGGGACGUCCUGCCAGCUCUCCUCAGCCAACCUCACGUCACAAGGAAUAAAACUAAACAAAACUCUUUUUUUGUACUAUGUAUAUUUUGGAUUUUCUUUUCUAUUAUACAUGCACUCACAUAAAACUGCAUACAUCACAAGACUAAAUGACAAUAAAAGAAAAAAAAGCACAAAAACAGAAAAAGAAAGGAAAAAACUUUAAUAAAUAAAACAUGUAAGGAAAUCAUUUCAUAUCUGCUGAGUCUCUGAUGGAAAUCUCAACCAAUAAAUUUGUUCUGUCGCUGC
Messenger RNA from Myripristis murdjan (pinecone soldierfish), 2001 nucleotides. RefSeq names its product VPS33B interacting protein, apical-basolateral polarity regulator, spe-39 homolog (gene vipas39). The record is from RefSeq and is a predicted model, not a curated record. Gene Ontology annotation, biological process: intracellular protein transport; vacuolar transport. Lineage: Eukaryota; Metazoa; Chordata; Actinopteri; Holocentriformes; Holocentridae. The coding region runs from base 145 to 1599 and encodes 484 amino acids. The transcript is spliced from 19 exons. Gene Ontology annotation, cellular component: cytoplasm.